Messenger RNA from Penicillium cataractarum, 1530 nucleotides. RefSeq lists its product as uncharacterized. The record is from RefSeq and is a predicted model, not a curated record. The transcript is spliced from 5 exons. Gene Ontology annotation, molecular function: nucleic acid binding. NCBI's taxonomy places the organism in Eukaryota, Fungi, Ascomycota, Eurotiomycetes, Eurotiales, Aspergillaceae. Gene Ontology annotation, biological process: mRNA cis splicing, via spliceosome. Gene Ontology annotation, cellular component: precatalytic spliceosome. The coding region runs from base 1 to 1530 and encodes 509 amino acids.
AUGGCUCACGAAUCUACCUCGUCCAAAGCCGGGGGAAUGAUGUCGCUCUAUGCGAAUCUACUCGACCCUUCAGCCGAGUCAACGCCUGGAACGAUAUCCCGCGCGCCCGUCGUCUUUAAACAGAGCUCCGACACCGACGCGCAACCUGACGAGUCCGCUGCGAAAAAGCAGCAGCUCAAUGCUGCUUCACUUCGAUUUCAGCCCACCAAGAGGCCGCAACUGAACCAGAAACCCAAACCCAAGCCAACACUACCCAAAGCAGGGCUACCAGCUAGCGCGAUCCAAGCUGCGCCUUCAGCUGCAGCACCCACGAAGAGCAAGCUUGCCGACUGGGCUGCGACAGAAGAGGAUGAUUUUGAUUACUAUGUGGGCGAGAAGCGGCAACGAGGCGGGAGGAAGAAGCGCAAGAAGAACCAAGAGCCGCAGAUGGUCAUGCAGAACUGGGAUGACAUUUAUGAUCCAUCCCGUCCGAACAAUUACGAGGAAUAUCGACACAGCGACGAGAAGAUCCUCGAGGUCCGCGAAUGGAAGGAUCGCUUGUAUGCGCACCGGAUGAAGCGCUCACCAACGCCAGACUCGGAUAGCGAUUACGACCGACCAAUGAAUCCUGAGAUUCCCGAUGACCCCUCGGGAGAAGACGCAUUCGCACGCCGGGCUCGCAUGAGUCAAACUCUGAACAAUGACAUCGCUCCACCGCCUCCACCUGAGGAACCCCCAGCUCCUCCUCCUAAUGAUGCCUCCGGCGAAGACGCAUAUUUACGCCGACUUGAGCAAUCCCAAAACCAACCGCCAUCAGCACACACACCAGUUCCCCCGCCACCGCAUCCCCUUGAUGCUUUCCAACCUAGCUCCGCAACCAUCUCCCGCGCCCCAGUCCGUUACACACUGCCACCGCCGCCCGAAGAUAUUCCUGCAUCGGAAGCGGAGUUGGAAGAAAUUUUCGCAAAGGAGCAACAGGCCGCGCCAGAAGAAGACGAAGAUGCGCCUCGCUCACGGCUUCCCGGUCAAAAAGGCUUUGCAGAACGACAACUUGCCAAAUAUGGCUGGACUAAGGGCUCUGGACUUGGUGCUACGGGCUCGGGUAUCGUCAACCCGCUCCAAGUAAAGGUCGAGAAGCGGAAGAAGCGACCCGACUCCGAGGGUGGAGGCUUCGUGACACCUGGCGGCCGGGGUAAGAUUAUCGGCGGCAAGAAGAAGAAUGAGGACACGGGUAAGUUCGGGGCGAUGAGUCCCGUAGUUAUUCUCCGUGGGAUGCUGGAUGGUAUGGAUCUGGAGGAGGAAUUACACCGCGAGGGAGGUGGCUUGAUGCAAGAGAUUGGAGAAGAGUGCAAUGAGAAGUACGGGCGAGUGGAGCGAGUGUUCAUCGCUCAGAAUGUGGGCACGCCCAUACCGGUUUUCGUUAAAUUUACGAAUGAGCUAUCCGCACUACGGGCGGUAAAUGCUCUCGAAGGGCGAAUCUUUAACGGCAAUACCAUCCUCGCUCAGUUCUACGACCCUGAGAAAUUCGAGCAGGGAGUAUAUGCUGAAUAA